AUGGUAGCCCAUAUCCAUGAUACGUUUUAUGAUGCUAAGGCAACUCUGUUAUUAGAAGCUGAUAUCAAGGAAAUAAGAGAAUCCAGAGGUAAAAUACCUAAUGCAUCAAAAAAAAUGGCUAGUAAAUUCCAUAUUGGACCUAAGCGUGUUUAUGAAAUAUGGGAUAAUAAAGAACGCCUCCAACAAGGGGUUAUUUCAUCUCAGCCUGUUUUGGAUGAGAAUUCCCAAACUGGUAAUAUAGAACAGACUAAAUUUGAAUAUUAG
This is a messenger RNA of Racocetra fulgida, 264 nucleotides long. The record is from the annotation of a GenBank genome assembly. NCBI's taxonomy places the organism in Eukaryota, Fungi, Glomeromycota, Glomeromycetes, Diversisporales, Gigasporaceae.